GCGCGUCCGCGGUGCGUCAUAAUAAUUGAAUGUAACGCUUGCACGUACAUGCACAUGUACAGUUGCCUCCGCUCUCUGCCCCCAUAUUUCCGUUCUGUGCACAUCCGCGUGUAGAGGAUAGGAACACGGCAGCCAGCAGUGAGGUUGAUCAUUGAGUAGGUUGUGCAUAAUAUCCGGUUGUGUAGACGCAAACCAGACUGAAGUGUCAAAUAUAACACAACCCACGGCAGUACGUACAGUACAUGUACAUGUACAUGUACAUCUACCGGUACUACCACGCCUAGUUCGACCAUCUUUGGCUCGACUACCUUGUGUAGAGGCCAAUCUCUGACCUGUAUCCUUCGGCUCAGACUUAUAUUACUUGAAUUCCUUCGUACGCGCAAGGUUCGCAGCUCUGAAAUCUCAAGAGAGAUAAAAGGUUCACCUCUGCAUUCUCUGUAGUUCGGUCACGUAUAACGUAACUACUGUACGCCUAAACUGAUACCCAGGCACUGCAUUCAGCGUGUGUAAGGAGUUUGUCCAGCGAAAGAAAAUGGCGCAAUUCAACGGCAAGUACAAGCUGGACCCUGAUACUAGUGAAAAUUUGGACGAAUUCAUGAAGGCACUCGGUGUGAAAGAAGAGUUUCGUAAGAUCGGUAACAGUGCUGUCCCUGAGGUAACCAUAGAAACAGCUGACGGCAAACACUUCAAGCUUACGACAGCGACAACCCAAACUACGGUUGUGGUCGAAUUUAAUCUGGGAGAGGAACUGGAACUAACCACACCAGAUGGAAGAAAAACUAAGAAUGUUUACACCUUGGAUGGCACUACCUUGAAACACGUUGAGACGCCAGCAGAUGGGAACGGGCCAACGGCAACGUACAACCGAACGCUUAAUGCAGCUGGAGAUAUUGAGAUGGUCAUAACAACUGGUGCUGUGACUUCGACACGACUUUACAAGAGACUGUAAUCACCAGGGGAGUGAGUCAAUGGAAAGUAGAUAUGCACGAUUCUAGUUUAAUGGUGACUCAUGCCAUGCAUGAAUUACGAAGUUAAAGAUUAAAGUACGCUAUAUUACCAAACCCUACCUAUCAGUCUGGGGUACCAUACGUUUUCGUAAUAGAACAGAGGAUUGGCCUCUGUAAACUCGAAAGCGAGAAACAUAGAAAACGAAUGAAUCCGUGAGCCUUUUACUACUCAGUUUGUUUCGAUUUGUGCACAUUCUAGACUCAUCAACUUUGAACAUUCGUCUCGGGAAAUGUUUGGUAAUUAAGUUGUACUGUUUUAAAGGUAUAUAUUGGCUAUAAUUGACGGGAUGGGCAAAUAGUGAAAAACUAACUCUCCAAAAAAGUACCGGUAGAAAAGUGAAAAUCCACUCCAAAAGAGUGAAAACCCACUCCAAACAAGUGAAAAUCCACUGCAAAAAAGUGAAAACCCACUCCAAACAAGUGAAAAUUACUCUAAAACAGGAGCCAUAUAAAGGACAACUCUUUCUCGGAUUGCCCUUUAUAUGGUUUCUUUAGAGAGUAGAAAUUCACUCUUUUGGAGUGGUUUCACCCUUUUCAGAGCGGUUGUCACUUUACUGAGAGUGGUCUAAUACGGGACUUACUCUUUUUUAGAGUGAUUUUCUUUUCACUCGUCUGCAUAAACACAUCUUCCAUCUGGAAUUAAGUGCAUGUUUGUUUCACGUUGACCACUGAACAAAAAAAAAACUAUAUAUUCUUCUCCAUCUACAAACUGAAUGAUCGAAAGCAUGGCCUUUCCUUAAUUUGAUAAAAACGGAUAAGACAUGAAUUUUGCAUGGUGGAGAUAGACUAAAGGGAGGGCUUGUGGUAACACCAUGUGGAUAGGUCUCUUUUUUUUUGGAAGAGGUAUGGUUCUGAUAAGAGCCUGUGAGUGUUCUCACUCGUGAUGAGGAUGACCAUAGUGCAACGGCCGAAACGUCGAGUACGCUAUCACCAGUUCUUAACAGAACCAUACCCGUACCUCUUUAAAAAGAAAAAAAAGGAGAUCUAUCGACAUGGUGUUACCGCAAGCCCUCUCUUGAUAAGAAACACUUUCUGUAGUAUAUUAUUCAUAUAACUUUUGUGUCUAAUGGUUGUUAUGAGUGAUGUACAUGUGUUUGAUAUGUCUGAUUACCAAAAGCUCGGUUUUCGUAUUAAGGAUACUUCACAGACACUUUUGAACUUCAUUUAGACAGGUGCAAGAUACUUCGAAGUAUUGAUAGUUGGUUUAUGGAUCAUUUUGAACAUGCAGUUAUCUCUAAGAGAGCAGGAGAGGACGCUGAUGACACCACGGGCUAGCAGAGGGUUUAUUCCUUUAAAGUGUUGCUGCAAUGAAUUUUUCUUUAGAUACAAUUUCUCUGAAACUUUGUACUCUUCUUCGAUGUAUGAAAAGUCUUUUCCAUUUCGAUCUGAGAAAAAAUACACUGAAAAUUGUACUUUGAAAUGUUUAACACUAUCAACCCUUUCCUAGAGAACUGAGGGCGCUGUUGCUGGGAUGUCAUUCAGGGAAGACAUAUAGUUCAGUGCAUAGGUUUUCUUCUGUUCAAAUUGAAAACCGAGCAUGCACUCAGUGAAAGCAUUUCUAAAAAUGUGAUUGAUGCUUAUUGCUAUGUACAUAAAUACCAAAGAAUCAGCAAAGAAAAAAAAUUUCUCCUGGGAUGACAUCACAGUGUUGCUCAUGAAGAAAAAAAAAUAUUAGCAUACAACGAAAAGAGCAGUCAAAUGGGCUUCAAAAUAGUGAAAUAAAAAUUAAAAACAAGGUUGACUGAGACAGAAAAGAACAUUAUGAAUGUUUGUAUUAAAAGAUAAUUGAUCGCUGAUUCCCUUUAAUUGUGGUAUUAAUUGAGGUUGGAAUUAUUGAACCGUGUUUGAGAAUUCUUUUUCCUCUUCCUAUUUCUCUGCAGUCUUGCCCACACUAGUCAGCUGAGGUUACACAUGUAUAUCGUCGGUCAAGCUAGGAUAUGGUUUAAAGAUCAGUCACAUCGAUAAUUCACAAUAAUUGUAUUUCACUUUUUAUGAAAUUUAGUACUACUUUAUUAUAAAAAGACGAAAAGGGCAGAGUAAGAAAAGCACAAAAGCUCUCAGUUACCAUCUAGCAACCCACACAAACCCGAAGCAUUAAGUAAAAACCAUGUAGAAAAGAAAAAUAAAGCCAUGCAUGAGAUAAA
Messenger RNA from Acanthaster planci (crown-of-thorns starfish), 3151 nucleotides. Its product is annotated as fatty acid-binding protein, heart-like. Gene Ontology annotation, molecular function: lipid binding. The record is from RefSeq and is a predicted model, not a curated record. Lineage: Eukaryota; Metazoa; Echinodermata; Asteroidea; Valvatida; Acanthasteridae.